AUGAAGAAGGGACAUAUGGAUAUGAUCGAAAGGGUUUACAAUGACAUCCCUGCCUUUUCGGACAUCUUCACCGAGGAGACCUUCUACAUCUUUGCCUUUUGCUUCGUCAUCUUCACCAUCUUCGUGGCAUUCGUCCUGUCGCGAUUUAUCACCCUCAAACCAAUGGACUAAGAAAGUCAUCCCGGAUGCGAAACUCAUUGUAUUUUGAGCAAAAUAAUGAUUAUAAGAGGGCUCACAGAAUAAACAAAAAUUAGUUAAAUGUA
This is a messenger RNA of Lutzomyia longipalpis, 263 nucleotides long. RefSeq lists its product as uncharacterized. Lineage: Eukaryota; Metazoa; Arthropoda; Insecta; Diptera; Psychodidae. The record is from RefSeq and is a predicted model, not a curated record. The transcript has a single exon. The coding region runs from base 1 to 171 and encodes 56 amino acids.